Molecule: messenger RNA, 2889 nt
Organism: Mugil cephalus (flathead mullet)
Lineage: Eukaryota; Metazoa; Chordata; Actinopteri; Mugiliformes; Mugilidae
Product: protein ILRUN-like
Exons: 5
Coding region: 92-970 (292 amino acids)
Biological process (GO): macroautophagy
Cellular component (GO): phagophore assembly site
Molecular function (GO): ubiquitin binding
Source: RefSeq, a predicted model, not a curated record
ACUCGGCCCUGUUAUUGAGUUUGUUAUGACAAGUCGAGGCCUCGGACUAAAUUAGGAGCGAAGCCCCCGUGUGCGUCCGGGCGAAUCCGUUAUGGAGGGCAUGGAACUGGACCUGGACCUGGACCAGGAGCUCAUGCAGAAAUUCAGCUGCAUGGGUACAACGGAUAAAGAUAUCUUAAUAUCGGAAUUUCAGAGGCUUCUCGGGUUUCAGCUCAACCCCGCCGGAUGCGCCUUCUUUCUGGACAUGACCAACUGGAAUUUACAGGCAGCCAUUGGAGCCUACUAUGACUUUGAGAGUCCCAACAUCAGCGCGCCGUGCAUGUCCUUUGUAAAAGAUGUGACGAUUGGUGAGGGUGAAUCAGUUCCACCUGACACACCUUUCACGAAGACCUGGAGGAUACAGAACACAGGUGCAGAGUCGUGGCCUCCUGGGGUUUGUCUGAAGUAUGUCGGAGGAGAUCAGUUUGGUCACGUAAACAUGGUGAUGGUGCGUUCCCUGGACCCCCAGGAAAUGACUGACGUUAGUGUGCAGAUGCAAAGCCCUGUGUCUCCUGGCAUGUACCAAGGCCAGUGGAGAAUGUGUACAGCUACAGGUCUUUACUAUGGAGAUGUAAUCUGGGUGAUCCUGAGUGUGGAGGUCGGAGGCCUCCUCGGAGUCACACAGCAGCUCUCGUCUUUCCAAGCGGAAUUCAACACGCAGCCUCAUCGCAGCCUGGAAGGAGACUACAACCCCUUCGCCUCACCAGAGAAGAGCAAGUGCCCCAACAGCAACAACAACAGCCUCCACGAUGACAGCGGCCACAGAGCUGCAGAUCAGCAUUGGCAGGGAAACCCACACCAGCUACAGCAAGACCAGAACGAACUUUCACACAACUCUGUGGAUAUAGUAGCAAACAGUCUACAAAGCAAUCUAUCAGUAGUCUCUUAUAACCAGGGUAUACAGGAGCCCUAUCCCUUUGGGCACUCUUAAACGAUGGGACUUGUCACAGUGAAGCAGCACUAAAAUCGUACCUCUGGAGUCUGUCACACCGAUACGAGGAAGAAGAGGCUUUUAUUUGCUGGUGGAGAGUGUGGAGAUUCAAAAACACUUUAUGCAAAGUCCAUUUACUAUCCAGAGGCCAACGCCGCUCCCGACGUGCAGCUCAACCAACAUCCCACACCCACUGUAUGCACGUGUGAAUGCUAAGUUAAAAAAUGAGUGCUAUGAGUCUUUUUGAGUGAAAACUAUUUUCUUUUAUUUUCCAGAUUUCCUUCUUUUUUUUUUUUUUUUUUUUGUAGCUGUCAGAAUGCACAUGGAACAGUGAUGACAGGAGUGUGUGUGUUCGUGAUCUUUUUCGUGUAGAUGUGUGUGUUAUUGUGCGACCUGAUACAGAGACUUUGGAGGAAAAGCCAUUUAUUUUGCCAACUGAUUCUCCGACUCUUGGUACAUUGGAUUGGAUUUGUGGAUCCUCGGGUCUCGCUAUUACUAAAUCUAAUAACAUUGGCAAUCUCGUAAUUUCUGCUCUUUGUUCUUUAUGUUAACAAACCAUUUUUAAACUAAAGGCUUAUCAGGCUUACGUCUGCUUUUUCUUUUUCCACCUAGCAAUAUAGCGUAACAUAAAUAUAAACCAAGCAAUAUAGGUGAUGCUUUCUUUCUUCAAUUUUUUGAAGUAAUGCAACCUUGCUCCACUGGAGGGAGUCAGCCAUUACUAACAGGAAGAGAAAGAGAAACCUUAUAUACAGGACAGUAAGGUUUAGUCUGGGUAAUGUCACUGGAAUAUGUUUUUCCAGUAUGCCUUCUGUAAACACUUAUUCUUAAUGGAUGUAAGCGAGAAUUUUCUGAUACUGAGUCAUUGCCAUCAGAGCCCAAAUAGUCCUGUGUUAAUUGGUAUCGUUGCUGAAACUCAAAUAUUAGAGUAUUGGUAAAUAUUCUGCCUUCAUUGUCUCAAUCAAAGAUUUUAGUUUUAGUUUAGUUUUCCAUGCUUGAUAAUUCACAUUUUACCCUAAACUAAGCCAUACACACAGCAGUGAAGACUCGACAUUAUAAAAAAAAAAAAAAAACUAAAUACAUUUGUCAUCCUGCUCUGAAUUUUCAAUUGAAAGCUGUCUUUAACUUGUGUAUAACAUGUUAUGUCGAAUGUAUCUGACGAAUGUAGGAGAGGAUAACUUUUUUUUUUUUUUGGAAAUAUAUUCAUUUACCCAAAGAUUCUUCAUUGUAUAUUUGCGUUUCAUUGUUGCAACUUUUGUUCUACGUUUUCCUUUCUCUUCGCUAAAACGACGGGAAGCUCCAUGUUCAAGUUUACGAGGGGUCUCAUCCGCGGUGAGAUGACGGAAUCAGAUCUCGGAGAAUCGUUUCUGCGUAUUUGCUCACGAAACCGGUUCAGCUAUGUGUCGAAUAUUGCGAGUUCCACGACGAGGCCCGUGCAUACUUUUCUCUUCCGCAGUACAGUUAAGUCCCGAAGGUGUUAUCAGCUCUGUGAUUUUAACUGUCGUCCCCCAGUCAGUGUGUUGGAACAGCUCGUCAGUUAAACACCCCCCUUCUGUGAGAAACCGUAAGCCCCAGGGGUACUGAACCUUAACAUGACAAUACCAGCUAAUACCGCAACUUGUCACGAGCAUCCCCGGGCUCUUGCAGCACGCAUUUCCUGUCAGGAAGGUUGAUGAUAAAUGUCUCUCCCUGCCGAGGCAGUUUAUGACAGAGUCAGUUUCGCUGACUCUUCGCGUGAUAUCUCUGAAGUUUCCACUGGCCAGAUGGCAGAAUGAAUCAGUUGGCAUUAGACUCAUACAACAGCACAUUUACAGUACGUGAGUGAGGAAGUGCAAACAGAUGAAAGUUGUUUUUUUUUUUUUUUUUUUUUUUUUCCCUGUUUGACGAAUGUUUGUAUGAUUAAAUUAUCACUGAAAACUAAA